Molecule: messenger RNA, 1086 nt
Organism: Jatropha curcas
Lineage: Eukaryota; Viridiplantae; Streptophyta; Magnoliopsida; Malpighiales; Euphorbiaceae
Biological process (GO): regulation of transcription by RNA polymerase II
Cellular component (GO): SAGA complex
Molecular function (GO): transcription coactivator activity
Source: RefSeq, a predicted model, not a curated record
AUGCAACGGCUGAAUCAGCAUUCGCGGGUAAAUCUCGCGGAGUUGAAAACUCAGAUAGUCAAGAAAAUUGGGGCGGAGAAGACAAAAUUGUACUUCUAUUAUUUGAAUAAAUUCUUGAAUCUGAAGCUGAGCAAGGUUGAGUUCAAUAAGCUAUGUAUUCGGGUUAUUGGAAGAGAAAAUAUUCCUUUACAUAACCAAUUCAUAUGUUCAAUUUUGAAAAAUGCUUGUACUGCCAAAAUUCCACCACCACAAAGUCAUGAUAAAGAGAUCCCAGAAUCUAUAAUUGAUGGUUCCCACUAUUUUCCGAAUGGGAAAGCAGAUUUUGCUUCUCAUCGAUCAACAGUUACAGCUGAUAAUAACAUAGCUUCAGAAGAUGGCAUGCCGAAGGUGCAGCAUCAUCAAGUUCUCUUGGAAAAAGCUGAGAGAGACGGAGAAGUAUUAUUACACCAGCCAACCAAAUCAUCACAAGCAAGACAAUCAGCAGACGGUUCAGUUUCUAUACAGAGUAAAGAACAGAGUGAUAUAUCUGUUGUUCAACACAGAAAAGAGAUAUCUGCUAUAAGUUCACUUGUGGCUCCACUUGGAAUUCCAUUUUGCAGUGUAAGUGUCGGUGGUGCCCGUAAACCUUUACCUUCAGCAACCAAUGGUAGAUGCAAUAGUUCAUAUGAGAAUGGUGGAUUGCUAGACUCACAAUUGCUAAGAGAGCGAAUGCAACAAAUUGCUGCUGCACAGGGCCUUGAUAGUGUGUCGGUGGACUCAGCCAAUUUGCUGAACAGUGGCUUGGAUGCUUACUUAAAACGGUUGAUCAAGUCUUGCAUGGAACUUGUAGGUAAAAGCUGCAACCAUGAUUUGAUGACAAAAAAUAGCCACAAGCAAAAUUCUCAUGGGAAGCUGAAUGGGAGUUUGCCAGGCCAUCAUAUGCAGGCACAAAGUAGCAGCAUGCUCUUAGAUGGAAUUCAAGAACAAAGAUCCCAGUUCUCGAUAUCUUUGCUAGAUUUCAAAGUUGCAAUGGAGCUUAAUCCACAGCAGCUUGGAGAAGACUGGCCAUUGCUGCUGGGGAAAAUUAUGCAUGCAUUUGAAGAAUAA